UGAUGUUCAACAAUCGCGAGGGAGACAGACACAUGCAAAGAAGAUACGAAUCAAGAUUGCUCCGAAGUGAUUUCGGUGGAGAACGUGCAGAGUGGUUUGUCGAAAGCAACGCCGUGAAUGGCCAAUAUGUCCCGGGCGCUUAUCAAUGUUUUUACGACCUGCAUCACGCAGUCGAUGCCGUUCAACCUUAUCCAGAACAAUAAUACGCAUCUGCGACGCUAGCAUUAUAUCUGGCUUCAUCGCGUUGUUUCACAUCAGCCUGGUCCAAUCUACCGCGACUCCAUUUCUGAUCAGAGGAUUCUGUCCGCGGCUAUGCAUCUCAUACAAGAAUGGUGGCCUGCCGAGUCGGAUGGCCCUAGUCACUCCUCGCUCAAUGCAAACACUUAUCCUUCACAAUGUCACUAACAAUCGAGUCUUUCAACACAACCAGCGACCCUCUUGUUGGCUUCACUCAAUCUCCAAAUGGUCGAGGAACCUUGACUAUCCUCUUCUCAUGUCUAUUGACACUCAGCUUGUGUGUCUGGUCAGCCGUUCAUCUGGACUUACCAAGGCAUGGUGAAGGCAGUACACAGUACACCGUGAGAUAUCUCAAGUGGAGUGUAUUAGGAAUCUUUGGUCCCGAGCUUCUCAUCUGGAUCGCGUGGCGUCAAUACAUUUCGGCACGUGCUCUGACUUCCGCAGUGGAACAGACCAAGCGGAACGAAAAGAAUGCGCCACAAGCACCACAAUGGACUAUUGUUCACAGCUUCUACUCUGGCAUGGGGGGUUUUGUCUUCGACUUGACCGACGUCGAAUCAGGCGAUUGUCCAUCUUUCAUUCCAGGCUCGAGUCGACUACACGUAACCUCCCGAGGGAUGCGACUCCUGGCACAAUGCGGCCUCUUGCCUUCAAUAUCUAAGAGCGAGAUCGAAGACAAGAGCAAGUCAGAUGGAUCUGCCAAAUUCAUUUGCUGUAUUCAGGUUGUAUGGAUUGUCGCCCAGACCAUCACGAGGUUAGCAGUCGGUUUGUCGGUAUCUCCACUCGAGAUCAACACCAUUGGCCACGUUGCAUGCGCGCUCAUGAUGUAUGCACUGUGGUGGUCGAAGCCGAGAUGGAUUCGAGAGCCAACAGUGCUGCGUGGUGAAUGGGUGCACGAGAUCUGCGCAUUCAUGUACAUGUCCAGCCAGGUCAGCUCUGAACGGCAACCUCAAAGGGAUGUACUCCGCAAUUUCGGAGUCAAAACCGAGUUAGCUGGCUUGCUAUACAUUGUCGAAAACGACGAUACUCCCUCCCGCAGCGGCUCUUCAACGGCGGGUUCCGACUCCACAUCAUUAAUGGAACAUGGUAGACUACAGUCGCGCUACGAUCGCGGCUCUCAGCCAGAUGCGAUUUCUAAGCAGCCUCGGGUCUCCACAUGCUCCGAGCUCUCACAACAGAUCCUGUCUGAAGGAUAUGCUGGUCCAACAAGUCAGGCUCCCAAGGAUGUAGCGCUUGAAGCAAUGCGGCGAGCUCGCUGGAAAUACUGCUGUCAAGCGCUUCAAAAAUAUCCAGCGUUACGAGAUCGGCUGAAGCAUCGGGAGCGGACUGCUGCACAGCUGAGGUUCCGGGAAGCGCUCCAACUCUACCCUGGAAUGCCACGCGAGGUCCAGCAGCUCUUUGAGGAUGCACAUCUCGAAGAUGCGGCCGUGGCCACUUGCGAUAAGAUCGAAUGGGUCUGCAGUUCAGAGGAGCUUGUCGUUGAUCGACCUCGAGACUGGCCUGGCGAUGAUUUGAUCCUGCACAUGCAAGGACACCUCAUGGGAGUGAUUCUCUGGUGUGCCAGCACAGUUUACGGCGCGAUCCAUCUCGCGGGCUGGAAUGAACAUUUCCCGACUAUCAUCGAGUCCUGGUUCUGGCGAGGCUCGGCGGCAUACAUUGUCUUGAGUGGACUUCUCUGGUCGACCUUUAAUCUACUUGGUCAUCUUUCACCGACGAUCUGGCUGUACUGGUAUAAUUUGCUCGCUGCGGAAGUAAGGAAGAAGAGCCAUGUCUUGAUAUACAUCCUGAGCGGCAUCGGUGGGACACUCUACGUGGUAGCCCGGAUAUAUCUGGUGGCAGAGUCAUUCAUUUCAUUAAGAGCUCUGCCUAGAUCCGCAUACGACUCGCCUUCGUGGGUUCUGACAGUGCCUCAUCUGUCGUAAUAGCUAGCUUUGUCAUAUAAGAUUUCAACCUGCACCAUAUUCUUUUUAGAUUCGGGAAAUAUAGCCAAUGCAGACUCAUGCCACAUGACAUCCGGUGGACGUCUAGUUCUUCUUCUUCGCG
Dissoconium aciculare CBS 342.82 is the source of this 2280-nucleotide messenger RNA. RefSeq lists its product as uncharacterized. Lineage: Eukaryota; Fungi; Ascomycota; Dothideomycetes; Mycosphaerellales; Dissoconiaceae. The record is from RefSeq and is a predicted model, not a curated record. The coding region runs from base 396 to 2159 and encodes 587 amino acids. The transcript is spliced from 2 exons.